AUGUACAUCUUAUCAGAUCAUGUGCCUGUCAUGUCUUUCGAAUCUUAUUCUUUACCCCUUGAACAAAAGAUCAAACAAAAAGAGUGCAAUAGGAAAGAAAAAGAAGCUAAAGCCAAAAAAAACAAUUGGAUAUUUGGAAUUUGUAUUGUAUUCUGUAUGGUUCGUCUGUUUGUUUCUUAUCCCUCCCCCCCCUUUUUUUUAUUGUUUACAUUUUAUAGAUUUGUUCUGUUUUCUUUUGUUUUCUUUUAUUUGAUUUCACGCUCGAGCUUGAGAAAGCAUAUCACCAUUGACGGUGUUUGGCUCCCCACCUUCCCCUUAAAAUUUUGUCAUACAAAGAGUUUUGUGAAGAAAGGAAAAAAAAGAAACAAGUACCCCUUAAACAAAAUGUUAUUAAAAAUAAUUUUGACGGCCUUACUAGCUCGUAAAGGCCCAUCCAGCUUCUUAUUUGUUUGUAGUUUUUUUAGACACGGAACCUAA
Molecule: messenger RNA, 477 nt
Organism: Arxiozyma heterogenica
Lineage: Eukaryota; Fungi; Ascomycota; Saccharomycetes; Saccharomycetales; Saccharomycetaceae
Exons: 1
Coding region: 1-477 (158 amino acids)
Source: RefSeq, a predicted model, not a curated record